Messenger RNA from Aspergillus alliaceus, 1356 nucleotides. Its product is annotated as putative neutral amino acid permease. The coding region runs from base 1 to 1356 and encodes 451 amino acids. Gene Ontology annotation, cellular component: vacuolar membrane. Gene Ontology annotation, biological process: amino acid transmembrane transport. Gene Ontology annotation, molecular function: amino acid transmembrane transporter activity. Lineage: Eukaryota; Fungi; Ascomycota; Eurotiomycetes; Eurotiales; Aspergillaceae. The transcript has 9 exons. The record is from RefSeq and is a predicted model, not a curated record.
AUGGCACUUAAUCCGAUCGACCGAGUGGAAGACCCACCAUCCGACCGCGAAAAGAAACAUGAAUACUAUGGAGAAACACCCCCUACAUACGAUGACCCGUUUGGAGAUGAAGAAUUCGCAGAGGUCAAGUACCGAACUUUACACUGGUGGUAUGCGUUCCUCUUGGUCAUGAUCGCCGAGACUAUUUCGCUGGGCAUCUUAUCACUCCCAUCAGCCAUGGCGGCGCUCGGCCUCGUUCCAACCGUGAUACUUAUUAUCGGUCUCGGCUUAGUCGCUACAUACACAGGUUACGUCCUCGGCCAGUUUAAGCUGCGAUACCCUCAUGUCCAUAGUAUGGCGGAUGCCGGUGAAGUCUUGUUAGGUCGAGUCGGUCGCGAGGUCUUGGGCACCGCUCAGUUGAUUUUUCUGAUCUUUAUUAUGGGUAGUCAUAUUCUGACAUUCAUUGUCAUGAUGAAUACUCUAACGGAGCAUGGGACCUGCUCUAUUGUCUUUGGCAUAGUCGGCAUGAUCAUAUCGUUCGUCUGUACCUUACCACGGACGCUGAAGAAGGUAUCCUGGCUUUCGAUCUCUUCAUUUAUCAGUAUCGUCGCCGCCCUCCUAAUCACCAUGAUCGCCAUCGGGAUCCAACGUCCAGGCGACGGCAAAAUCGACGUAACAGUCGACACCAACCUAUACAAGGGCUUCUUAGCCGUGACCAACAUCGUCUUCGCCUACGCUGGCCACGUCGCCUUCUUCGGCUUCAUCUCCGAGAUGAAGACACCAACCGAUUACCCCAAAACCCUCUACAUGCUCCAAGCAACAGACACAAGCAUGUACACGAUCGCAGCCCUCGUAAUCUAUCGUUACGGCGGCAGGGACGUAGCAUCCCCCGCCCUGGGCUCGACCAGUACUCUAGUCUCCAAGAUCGCCUAUGGGAUCGCCAUCCCAACGAUCGUGAUAGCCGGGGUGAUCAACGGCCACGUAGCCUGCAAGUAUAUCUACGUUCGACUCUUCCGCAAUACAGAUCGCAUGCACAAGCGGAAUCUGGCUUCUAUUGGGUCAUGGAUCCUCAUCGGGUUGGUGCUGUGGACGUUGGCGUGGAUUAUUGCCGAGGCGAUUCCUGUGUUUAACAACUUGUUGAGUUUGAUUACGGCGCUGUUUGCGAGUUGGUUUACUUAUGGGAUGAGCGGGAUAUUCUGGCUCUUCUUGAACAAGGGCAGAUACACCUCUUCGCCGCGGAAGAUAUUCUUGACUGUGGUCAAUCUGAUUAUUGUUGGUAUUGGUGGAUGUUUGUGUGGAUUGGGAUUGUACGUGUCGGGGAAGGCUCUUCAUGAUAAUCCAAGUAGCGCCAGCUUCUCGUGCGCCAACAAUGCAUGA